This is a messenger RNA of Urocitellus parryii (Arctic ground squirrel), 1340 nucleotides long. The record is from RefSeq and is a predicted model, not a curated record. Lineage: Eukaryota; Metazoa; Chordata; Mammalia; Rodentia; Sciuridae.
CGUGGCCCCUCCCGGUUCCGGCGUGCUAGAGGCCCCGGGUGGCGAACGAGUCUCCGGCACCAUGUCUGGUUUGUCUGGCCCUGUAGCCCAGCGUGGCCCCCGCCUGUUGGCGUUGCUGUUGGCGUUCCUGCUCGGACCCAGCUCGGUCCUUGCCAUCUCUUUCCAUCUGCCCGUUAACUCCCGCAAGUGUCUCCGCGAGGAGAUCCACAAGGACCUGCUAGUGACGGGCGCCUACGAGAUCGCCGACCAGUCUGGGGGCGCUGGCGGCCUGCGCACCCACCUCAAGAUCACAGAUUCUGCUGGACAUAUUUUAUACUCCAAGGAAGAUGCAUCCAAGGGGAAGUUUGCUUUUACCACUGAAGAUUAUGACAUGUUUGAAGUAUGUUUUGAGAGCAAGGGGACAGGGCGGAUACCUGACCAACUCGUGAUCCUAGAUAUGAAGCAUGGAGUGGAGGCGAAAAAUUAUGAAGAGAUUGCAAAAGUUGAGAAGCUCAAACCAUUAGAGGUAGAGCUAAGACGCCUAGAAGACCUUUCAGAAUCCAUUGUUAAUGAUUUUGCCUACAUGAAGAAGCGAGAGGAGGAAAUGCGUGAUACCAAUGAGUCAACAAACACUCGAGUCUUGUACUUCAGCAUCUUUUCAAUGUUCUGCCUUAUCGGACUAGCCACCUGGCAGGUCUUCUACCUUCGUCGCUUCUUCAAGGCCAAGAAAUUAAUUGAGUAAUGAGACCAAAUCUCCUCCUCCCUCGUGAAUCUCAGCCAGCAGAACAUCGCUGGGACGUGCCUGGCCUAAGGCAUCCUAUUAACAGCACCAUGAAGGCACGCUGAAGCUUUCUUGCCAGAACUGAUCUUUUUGGGGAGGACUUGGGGUACUACCUACACUCAACAAGUCAAUGAGGGACUUCUUUUUAACUCGGUAGGAUUUGGACUGGUUUUGCAACAAUAGGACUAUUAUUAGAGUCACCCAUGACAAAAAAUAGGGGUUACCUAGAUAAUGCCAAAGUCAGCAUUUGUCUUGGGUUUCCUCACGUGAUCUAUUUGAACCAUGUUUGCUUUCCUUCUCCCACUUGCUCACUAGCUUGGGCUUUCACUCUAGUUCUUUUACCACGAUUUGUAUGACUAUGUUGAACUUGUUUCAUACUGAUUGUCCUCUUUGGGUUUCCUUCUAAAAACAUCCUGGCCCUUAGCUGAAAUGUUUACAUAGCUUCUGGUGAUAUCCUUUCAUAAUUUUAUGUCUCUUACAAGAGUCGUGAAUGUGAUACCUUAUAAAAGUGAGCUCAGAACUGUAGAUAACUUCUUAAAAAAAAAAUCUCAUUUUAGACAAUUAAAAUAUUUGUGCUCAA